Molecule: messenger RNA, 831 nt
Organism: Miscanthus lutarioriparius
Lineage: Eukaryota; Viridiplantae; Streptophyta; Magnoliopsida; Poales; Poaceae
Source: the annotation of a GenBank genome assembly
AUGGCGACCGGGAGGCGUCGUCGUCGGACUCGGAGCAGGGGCAACAAGCCCAAGAGGACCAAGAGCGUGUCGAAAAAAGACGUUCCCCCGGCAGCAGGGCCGACGAGCGCGAACGACGUUCCCGACCACGUCCUGGAGCUCAUCCUCCUCCACCUCGAGUCCUCGGCGUGUCUCCUGCGCGCCGCGGCGGCGUGCAAGCGAUGGCGCCGGAUCGCGGUGGCCGCCGGGUUCCUUCCCCGCUACCGCUCCCUCCACGCGCACGCGCCUUUCGUCGCGGGCCACUACCACGCCUUCGACCCGGACUGGGUCGACUACGAGUCCCCGCCGAUCACGGAGAACCCCGUGUUCGUUCCCUCUCCGUCGCUUACCGUGGACGGCCGCCACUUCUCGCUCGACGACUUCCUCCCGGACAGCGACAGCGGCUGGGCGCUCGCCGGCAGCCGUGGCGGCCUCCUGCUCCUCUUCAGGAGGAGGACCGGCUGGGACGCGCACAGGCGGAGCCGCAGCUUCCCUGACCUCCUCGUGUGCGAGCCACUCACGCGGCGGUGCCAGGGGAUCCUUCGCCCGCCGGAACACGCGACGUGCCUCGGUGUGUUCCUUCUCGACGGCGACGACGGGUCCGGCGGCCGCGUCGUCGGCAUGUCCAUGUCCAGUUUCAGGGUCGUCUCCGUGCUGCACGAAGACCACGCGUCGGAGGAGGGCCGCGGCAUGCCGGUCGCCUGCGUGUUCACGUCGGGGAGCGACGGCGGCUGGCGCGUCCUCCUGCCAGCAUGCGCCUCGACCAACAGCAACAGCGCGCCGUCAGCCUUCCGGGAGCGAUCGACUGCGUAA